GCGUCUUCCUGUACGAUCGGAAUAGGUUUCCUUGUUUGUCUGACAAAUCUUCCGAAGUACAACACUUUGUCCACACGUAGAAAUGAAACAAAUAUCGCAACAGUUUUUCGACGAAACAGUAGUUUCGAAUAUGGAGUUGCUUGAUUUGAAUGAAGAUGAAGCUAUUGAGGAGACGGCUCAGUCUUUUACAUUGGAGGUUGGACGAUCGUUUGGCCGAUUUUCAUUCUCUAAAGGGAGUCGAUCUAUCAAAUAUUGUCAAAGACAUGGUUAAAUACAAAAACGGUCAUCCGUGCACCAUCUCACUUAAAGAGUUGUGCGAUCUUCUCGAAGCAGAUUCACCGGAUUACUCACGCAUCAACAGCGUCGUGGAGAAUUUACGCGAACAAAGUGACAUUAACUUUUCACACCGAAAGUUGCUACAUACCAUGGGUGUGCUCUCUUCUUUGGAAACAGUCAUUGAUCGGUGCGUCUAUGUGAAUCAGAGACCGUGUGUUGUCUCUACUCUGCGUUUAACUGCCUCCGUUUGUUCUGGGCAGGCGGAAGUCUUCAACUCUCCUUCCGGAGCCGAAUUUCUAAAUAAACUGGUCAAUCUACUGAUUAAAACCCUACACGAGAAAGAGCACGACGAUUUGUCGUUUGAGACGAUUUCAGCUUUCUACUCUGUGCUCAGAACUGCCUGUUUAAAGAACGAGCCUAACAGACUUUUGAUAACUGGAACAGCCAUUAUAUCAGAGACGAUCGGUUGGUUGUCACAAAUUGAUCUAUCAAGCAAUGCUUCACACUUGUCUGAAAAGUGUGCUGUCCUCCGUGAAUUGUUCGCAUUUCUACGCUCCAUCACUCUGGAUGACGAUAUGGAGGUCGAAUUUGGCAUGGGUUCGGCAAAUGCCCGCGAUAUCGCCUCAACCAAAUCAGCAAUCGAGGUGCUUAUCAAAGUGGCUAGAGCGUCUGUUGAACUAUCAAACGAACAAUGCGUCAUGGACGCCUUCACGACUUUGGCCUCAAUCAUCACACGUGAGGAGUUCUGCCGGCAAUUCACGCAGCACGGGGGACUGAAUUUGGUGCUGUCCACUCUUCAAACUCAUCGCGACUCCCCACUUAUUGUAUUCGGAUGUCUACAACUGUUGCGCAUACUUUGUGGAUCGGACGAUUGCAAGCGAGCCCUCGGUACUUGGUCUUCGGGACCCGGGAAAGAAUGCACUGGCCCGACAAUUCUGGUGGAGCUAUUGGAACGGUUUAUUCGCAAUACGGGGCUUGUGAAAAGCGCGGCUGCAGUGAUCGCCGCAAUGACACUACGUCAACCUGAUUUGGCCGAGCAUGUCGUUGCGGCUGGUGUGCCAGAGUUUUUAGCCAAAGCUUUGCAGCUUCAUAUGUCAGACUCAUCUACUGUCAGAGCGGUGUGUAUGGCUAUUCGCAACUGUGUUGCACGAUCAGCAGACUUACGGAAGGCAUUUAUGGGCUCCCACUUUCCGCCCGGUUCUUCCCAUUAUACUCAAUCCUCGGAGGAAGCAUCAGAUCCUUACGAGUUGGAAUCCCUCUUGAACACUGCUUUGGCCAAACGGGACUGUGCUGAUGAGGCCAAAGCUGCACUCCGUGAUCUUGGUUGCCGGGUCACCUUGCGGGAACUCUGGACCGGCGUUCCCGCGGCCAAUUCUUAACUUGCUGUAGACACGCUCUUAUUAUUAAUGUUACUGUUUUCCGGCGAUUUGACGAACACAGCACCCACACAAUUCAAACCUCCCUACAUCACUACUUUCUUGUGAGAACAGACUGAUAGUUUUACCUAACAGGCUAUUUCGCUUCACGAAUUGUAUGUGCAACACCGAUAUUGAGGACACUCAGUUUACCACAUUCUGCAUUUAUUCGGUCGUGUUUCACCUCGAUAGCGAAUAGAAAACUUCUGGCGCGAACUGAGAUCAACAAGCAAGACUGCCUCCAUCACGAUUUAGUUUUCGUCGACGAUCAGUCUGGUCCACGU
Molecule: messenger RNA, 1975 nt
Organism: Dicrocoelium dendriticum
Lineage: Eukaryota; Metazoa; Platyhelminthes; Trematoda; Plagiorchiida; Dicrocoeliidae
Source: the annotation of a GenBank genome assembly